UCUAAGUGGUGAGGAGUGGAACCGUUGACCGGUUGUGCACCUGACACCAUGGUUGAUACACAUAGUGGCAAGAGUACUGCCUCACAGUCCGAAGCCGAGCAGGCUCGGAUCGCUGCCAUACUGAGGGAGAGAAAAGAGAAGAAGGAGCUCCUCAAGCAGGCGAAGCUAAAGGCGAUAGCGGAGGAGCAGGCGACAAAGAAGAAGAAGUUAAAAGAAGAGAUGAUAAGGUUACAGAAGGAGAAGAUGAUGAUGCUACAACAGGAGGAGGAAGAGAAGAGGAAGGCUGCUGAAGAGGAAGCAACAGAAGAGGAGGAAGUGGAAGAACCCCUUGAAAGCAGGCGAGGGGGAGACAAAGGAGAGACAAGUGGCACGAAGGGAGAGGACGUCUAGAUGGAGAAAAAGAUCAGCGAGUGGGUAGCUAAUUUAUCGUUGGGGUACGUGCCGCAGGAGGAGAGAGAAACGUUUGCCAGGGAGUUGGAAGCGAUAGACGAUCCCCUGGAACGCCAGACAACAGAGGACGAAAAGAAGUUGGAGUGGAAGUUACGUAUGAUGAGGGAGAAGAAGAGAAGGAGGGAGGAAACCAACCGGGUGGCUAGAGAGGUGGCGAGAGUCCGGGCAUGUAGGCGGGAGGUUCAGGCACAGGCCGAAACCCCUGCGAACUUAGAUAAGAUUCUGGGUUACUUGGAGGUUCUGAGUGAGGCCUGGCUCGAGGAGCAUCAAGCUAAUAAGGGUCAAGAUGUGACCCUUCAUGCCAUCCGAGCCGGUUUCAGAGAGUUUGCGCGCGACGUGGUAACCCACGUCGGGACCGAAGUCAAAAAGUUAAAGGAAGGCGCAAAAAAGUUUUGUGCCAGCGCCAUUGAGGGUGCCAAAGUAGUGGCCAGAGCAGAGGCGGAGUCGCGUCCCCACAAAGAGCCUGUAAAGCUCAACUUUCCUGAUUCUUAUAGCAGGAAAAAGGAUGAUAACUUUGAUAACUGGGAGGCCAGUAUCAACACAUACGUGUAUCUGCAGCAUAUUGCCCCCGAGGAACAGGUCCUCGUGGCCUUUCAUGCAUUAAAGGACGAAGCGGCUAGUUUUGCCAGAGGAGGAGAAGAAGAGGAGGAGGAGGAGGAGGGAGAAGAAGAAGAUGACAAAGAAGAGGGAGGAGAAGAAGAAGAGGAUGAGGACGAGGAGGAAGAAAAUGACAAAGAAGAGGGGAGAGAAGAAGAGGAGGAGGAGAGGAGGAAGAAGAAGAAGAAGAAGAAGAAUACGAGCUUGUCGCGGGGUAAUGUCUUUCUUUGUGAGGAUGGACGAAACGAUGGUGUUGUCAGUGCGGAUGGUGAAGUAUUACCCGUCGAGGUACGGGCACCAGACUGUGAGGGCGUGAAUCACGACGAGGAGUUCCUUCUCGUUGGAGGGGUAAUUCAUCUCCGCGGGAAGGAUCUUCUUGCUUGCGAAGGCGAUGGGGUAUUCACCAGGUGGAGCCUCGGGGAUCGAGAGGACUUGGCGAAGGUGCUGAAGGUGGGACUCGAGGGUGGGCUUGAAGACAAGGAUAUUAUCAAGGUAGACGACAACACAGACUUCGAGGAGGUUGCGGAAGAUGUGGUUCAUGGUAGAUUGGAAGGUAGCAGGGGCGUUGGUGAGUCCAAAUGGCAUCACGAGGAACUCGUAGUGCCCGAAGCGAGAGCGGAAGGCGGUUUUGUGGGUGUCCUCCUCGCGGAUACGGAUCUGGUGGAAGCCACUGCGAAGGUCGAUCUUGAUAAAGUACUUUGCUCCACGGAGACGAUCAAGGAGCUCGGAAAUCCGAGUCGUCCUGUGGAGGGGGCGUCACCGGAGAGGGGGGAGGCAGACGAAUUGUCAAUGCCAGAUCAGCCAUCAGUGGGACGGAGGGCGUCACCGAUGGGUGGGCCGACAGACGCGGUGUCGAUGCCGGGUCGAUGUCCUGGGGACUGUGUUCAUGAUGAGGAGGGACCCGCGCUUGCCGAGGGCGGUGAUGUGGAGGUUGCGGGUCGAGUGGAGGUGGACUGGCGGGUGAAUCGUGCGGCGUUGGGGCAGUUGGUUUGUUGGUGCCCCAAUUGGCGACAACGGAAGCAACCCCCUUUUGCUUGGAGGCAGUUGCGCUCCUCGAGGGUUAGUUUCUUGAGGCGGGGGGGUGGGGUAGAUGAGGGUGGUCGGGAGCUGCGAUCUUUGAGCUCCAUCCUCAUGAAUUGGACGACAUUGAGUUCCUUGGAAGUGAGGGAUGAAGAGUCCAGUGAAUCGGAAGAUGCGUGGGGGUCCGGUGUAGUGAACUCGUCCGAGGAGGUGGUGGAGGUGGUGUCCUUGGAGGCGAUGUUGUGGAAGAAACGAGGGCGGGGAGGGACCGAUAGGGGAGGUGGAGUGGCCACGGUGGAGGUAGUGGUGGAUGAAGAUAACGGUGAUGUUGAUGACGUGCUGGCGGAGAGUACGGUGGAUGUGGACGGGGAGGGAAGUGGUGCGGAUGUAGUUUGGGGGGAGGUUGUUGUGACGACCGUGAUGACGGGGGUGUUUCCUUCGAUUGCAGUGGCGCGGAUGGAGAUGGUAGAGAUGGAGGUCUUUAUUCUGAAGAAGAAGAAGAAGAAGAAGAAGAAGAAGAAGAAGGAGAUGAAGUCUGAAGAAGAAGAAGCAGAAGAAGAAGAAGAAGAAGAAGAAGAGGGGAGAGAUGGCAGAGGAGGAGAAGGAGGUGAGGAGGAGGGAACGGGACCGUGGAGGGAGGAGAAGAGAUCCUCACCUCCUGGUACCUGCCCGGCUGCUGUCGAGGCGGCUAUGGCCGCCGUGCAAGAAGAAGAAGAAGAAGAGGGGAGAGAUGGCAGAGGAGGAGAAGGAGGUGAGGAGGAGGGAACGGGACCGUGGAGGGAGGAGAAGAGAUCCUCACCUCCUGGUACCUGCCCGGCUGCUGUCGAGGCGGCUAUGGCCGCCGUGCUGCUGCUGGCCUCCUCGCUCGCUGCUGCUGCUGCUUUCCUCCGCUCCUGCGCUCAAAAUAGCGCUGCUGCUGCCAACCGAUACGCACCAGCAUUAUGCCGGUGGCUCGAUGCCUCGAAGUGAGGCCGGACCGGUCUUUAGUACCGGUGGGGCAGAGGCCGGCCUCAAUGCUGCGAGGCCUGGCCGUGCCCUGAACCGUCGAGAUUGACGGUU
Messenger RNA from Chara braunii, 3126 nucleotides. The record is from the annotation of a GenBank genome assembly. NCBI's taxonomy places the organism in Eukaryota, Viridiplantae, Streptophyta, Charophyceae, Charales, Characeae.